AUGGAGAACGAAUCAGCUGUCGUUCGUCUACGAAGAAAACUUAGUGAACUAUCAGAUGAAUAUUCAAAAGAAAAACAAGCUCAACCACGAAGUAAAUCUGCCAAUAGUCGAGUUCUAGCCGCAGAUCCAAACGCAAGUUUUCGUUAUCGACGGAUGCGACGAAAAGUUGAUGUUCUUCGUACACAAAUGGAUGCCGUUAUGCACGAUAAUUAUCUCUCAAAAGCUGAUAUAAAAAAUUCACAGCAAGAUAUGAUUCCAACACGUGAUGGUGUUGAUCUAAUAUUGAAAAAGAAACUAAUAAUACAUGAUGAUCAAAAUCUUGUCACAAGCGAACUUGUUCAAGUUCUAAAUAGUAAACAAACCAGAAUUAAUGAACUUGAACAACGUUUAAAACAAGCUGAACAACAAGAAUCUCAAUGGAAGACGAAAUAUGAACGAGAAUCUAAUCGUUGUGAAGUAUUACAAACGAGAAUAAUUGAACUUGAACAAGAAUUAUUAAAUAGAAAACAUCAAUCGAAAAUUCUUGGUCAAUUGAAAACCGAUGUUAAAAGAUUGCAUUCUGCUUUCGAUGCCUUAGAAGUAGAAAAUACUCAACUAAAUGUUCAACUGUCACUGGCCCGUAAUCCUCAUCUGUCAUCACAACUAGAUAAGUUUCGAAAUGAAUUAGCACAUACAUGUCAUGAAUCAUUAUGUUAA
Molecule: messenger RNA, 696 nt
Organism: Rotaria socialis
Lineage: Eukaryota; Metazoa; Rotifera; Eurotatoria; Philodinida; Philodinidae
Source: the annotation of a GenBank genome assembly